CCUCAAAUAUAUAAACAUAAAUAAAUAAAUAAUAUUAAUAAGAUUUGUUUUGUUAUAAGCUGGAUAUGCCGUACUGCUUGUUGUAAGUAAUUCAAAUCCUGAACCAAACAAAGCUUCCGCCUUUGGGCAAAAACUUUUAUUGCAGUCGUUGUCAAAACUUGGAGUUUGUGGAAGUGGACUCUAAAUAUCUAAUGUAGUACUGCUUAAAGGAAGCUGUGAAGUAGAUUAACCAUUUAACUAAAGAAUGGAAUGCAACAGAGAUGAAGCCACUAGGGCAAAGGAAAUCGCUGAAAGUAAGUUCUCUAAUAAGGACAUUACAGGUGCAAAGAAAUUUGCUUUGAAGGCUCAAAGUUUGUAUCCAGACCUUGAUGGUAUUUCCCAGUUUUUAGCAAUUCUAGAUGUGCAUGUUGCUGCUGAAAAUAAAUUUAACGGGGAAUUAGAUUUUUAUGGGAUACUUGGUGUGAACCCGUUAGCUGAUGAUGAUACCGUGAGGAAGCAUUACCGAAAACUAGCGUUAGCUCUUCAUCCUGACAAGAACAAAUCUAUCGGGGCAGAUCGGGCAUUUCAAUACGUUUCUGAAGCCUGGAAUUUACUAUCUGAUAAAAACAAAAGAUCAGUGUAUGAUCAUAAAAGGAAUGUUAGGGUUUUUAAGCAGAAGGUUCAGACUCAAAAUGGUGGUUCGCGACCGCCAAAUGGUUUUCACUAUUUCACAAAGGCUACAGCUGCACAAAAGGUUAAAGCAAAGGAUACACCUACUACUACUACUACUACUAAAGCAAAGGAUACGGCUACUACUACUAAAGCAAAGGAUACAUUUACUAAAACAAAGGAUAAUACCGCUAAAGGAAAGGAAUCUACUGUCAAAAGAAAGGAUACAACUAAUAAAGUGAAUGAUACAGCUGCUAAAGCGAUGGAUGUUACUACCGAUGCAAAGGAUAUGACCGACUCUCAAAAGGAAAAAGUUAAAGCAAAUCCCAUAAAAACAGGUCCGACCUCUGUUCCUUCAUCAUCGAAUAAGCAAAUGGUGUCCAAGACGUUUUGGACUGUAUGCAAGAGAUGCAAAUUGCAGUAUGAGUUUAGAAGAAUGUAUGUGAAUAAAAAUCUUCUAUGUCCAACUUGCUAUGGACCUUUUCUUGCAAUAGAGACUCCGCCGCCAAAUAUCAAUGCUUUUUCAGAAGUUCCAGAAAGCUCGCAAGAAGCAGGUAAAACUGUCAUGAAUGUAGAAACUUGCAAGACCGUGAAAGUUGAACCAGCUCAUGGUACUAACUCCCAGUGGGUUCCAUUUUCAAAAGUGAGCAGUCCAGCUGAUGUUGCUCAAGCUGCUACUUUGGUUCAACAAACUUAUCAGAAAGUGAAAAGGGAUAGAGAAGAAGCUCAAGCAACCACUAAAAGAGAGAAAGCUUUGAGAAGGAAGAUUGCGAAAAAUGAAGCUAAGUUGUCAUCUCAGCACUUGAAUUCUAUGAAAACGAAGCAGGAUGUUGACGCGUUAGUUGCAACUAAUGAAACUGGACCUACUGUGGUAAAGAAAGAUGUUUCCGAUACAGACAUCAAGAAUUGUCUCGUUAACAAGUCAAGAAUGGAAAUCAAAAAGAAAUUACAUGAAUGGAGCUCAGAAACUGUCAAAGAUUCGAAAGAUCAUGAGAUGGAUGUACCAGAUUCAGAUUUUCAUAAUUUUGACCAUGACAGAAGUGAAAUGUGUUUUGAAGAAGGUCAGGUCUGGGCUGCCUAUGAUGAUCCUGACGGGAUGCCACGCUCCUAUGCCAUGAUUCGCAAGGUAAUCUCUGUAGACCCUUUUAAGAUGAAGGUAUGCUGGCUUGAUCCAAAACCUGGCAAAAAGGAAGCAUUUGGGGAGUUUAAAGCAGGAAAUAUCGAAAUUGUUUCUGCUCCCAACUAUUUUUCUCACAAAGCUAAUUUCACAAAACAAGAAAGUGGGAACGUUUUGAUUUUUCCUAAGAUAGGAGAUGUGUGUGCUCUGUACAGGAAUGAUCAAACAUUGGGUUUAGUAAAAGAUAAGUAUGAAAUUGUGGAAGUUGAUCAAUACAAUGAAGUAACUGGUAUUACCGUCACUCCACUUGUCAAAGUUGCUGGCUUUAAGACGGUGUUUCACAGGCAUCUAGACCCCAAGGAAACAAGGGUAUUUUUGAAAAAAGAAAUGUCGCAAUUUUCUUAUCAAAUACCUUCCUAUUUGCUUACGGGUCAAGAAUCCCCAAGUGCUCCAAAGGGCUGUUUUGAGCUCGAUCCCGCAUCUGUUCCUCCUGAAUUUCUACAAGUUGGUGAAAAUGUCAAAAACGUCGAUGAAGCGGCAAACGUUAAGUGUCAUAUGUCCGAUAAAGAUGGUGGUUUGGCGGAAGUUAAGGAACUGGAUAACAUGGAGGUUGAAGAAUGCUCCAAGUACUGAUGGUGUUUUGUCCUAUAUGGGUCCAAAUUUCCUGAACUUGGGAGUUGGGAGUUUUUUUUUGUAAGUUUUGUGGCUUGUUGGAUGGGAAAGAAAAUAGCGGUGACAUUUAGUGUGCGUUAGGCAGUUGGACCAUGUGCUUAUAAGUUUGUCCAACAAAACUGAUCUUUUUUUUGGGGUUAGAUACUACAAUCUUUUGACUUUAUCCCAAAUGUUUUGUACUUGUAGAACCAUAUGACUAUGUCAGUAACUGAAGAAUAGAAAGGGAUAUUUUGGUA
Molecule: messenger RNA, 2673 nt
Organism: Erigeron canadensis
Lineage: Eukaryota; Viridiplantae; Streptophyta; Magnoliopsida; Asterales; Asteraceae
Exons: 2
Coding region: 245-2398 (717 amino acids)
Source: RefSeq, a predicted model, not a curated record